Molecule: messenger RNA, 2112 nt
Organism: Alexandromys fortis (reed vole)
Lineage: Eukaryota; Metazoa; Chordata; Mammalia; Rodentia; Cricetidae
Product: natural cytotoxicity triggering receptor 3 ligand 1-like
Exons: 9
Coding region: 863-1858 (331 amino acids)
Biological process (GO): peptide antigen assembly with MHC class I protein complex
Cellular component (GO): MHC class I peptide loading complex
Molecular function (GO): MHC class I protein complex binding; TAP complex binding
Source: RefSeq, a predicted model, not a curated record
CCCGGCACCCGGCCGCCCGCAUGGCUAGCUUAUGCCCAAAAUAAUUACACGGAAACUGUAUUCUAUUAAACACUGCCUGGCCCGGCUAGUUCCAGCUUCUUAUUGGCUAGCUCUUACAUAUUGUUCUAACCCAUUUCUAAUAUUCUGUGUAGCCCAUGAGCUGGCUUACCAGGGAGGAUCUUAACCUGCGUCUGUCUGGAGUGGGAGAAUCAUGGCGACUCUCUGAUUCAGCUUCUUUUUCCCAGCAUUCUCUUCUGUUUACUCCACCUACCUAAUUUUCUGUCCUAUGAGGGCCGAGGCAGUUUCUUUAUUAUUAACCAAUGAAAGCAACAGAUAAGAUACAAGACCCAUCCCCAUCACUUUGUGUGAGCAGGUCAGAUGCUGAUGACACAGUUGGCAGGCAACCCACACGUGCGCACACAGGGGGUACAUGCUUUAGAACCCGGAAUUACAGCCUGUCCCUUUAAGAGAGAAGCUCUGCCUACCCCAAAUCUCCCUUUUCCUGUGGAGGAUAGAAAAAGCGGUGGCGCAGGCGGGCAACGCAGGCCAGGCUGCAAGCUGCGGCCGGGACCGGAGGGGACUGGCACGGUGGCAGAGGACGCAGGCGGCAGGGACCAGUGCGCAACACCGAGAGCAGAUCGCCCCACUACAAUUAAAUCAAAGAGAGGCAGAGUCACUUGCUGAUCCCAGAGCUCAUCAAUUCAGCUAAUCUAGCAAGACAGCUUGCUCCAGAGAUCCUGUGUCCAUUUCUAGCAUGUUGAGAUGAUAGUGCCAGUAAGAGCUUCACUAAGGUACUCCUAAAACUCUUGCCUGGUGACUCAGCUGAUGAGAAGGGGACCUCCAGCCAAUCCAGUUCAGCAUCAUGGCCUCAUCAUGGGUGGCAGAAUGGCAGGAUGGCUACAUGGCGAGUUUGGUGUUGGUGCUUCUGUGGUGCAUGCCCAUUGCAGGUGGGCUAGAAGUGGAUAUGGCAGGAAUGACACAGAUGGUAUUCCUACAUGACAAUGUCACCAUAACCUGCAAAAUCCCUGGUUCCCCACGACUUGACAUCGACACUGUGGGAAUCAUCUGGUUUGUGAAGAAUGAGCUGAAUAAAUCCGAGGUCAAGGUAUUUGAGUUUUAUGGAAAUCACACAGAGUCAUUCCGACCUGGAGCCACGGUGCCACUAUUGGGGCUGGAGUCAGGAGAUGCCUCACUCCAUCUGCCUGAGGUCCAGCUGUGGGAAGCAGGAGAAUACCGAUGCAUGCUGGUAGUCACUCCUGACAAAGCAGAGGGAAAGACCAUGCUAGAAGUUGUGGCUUGCCCAACCAUUAGAUUAUUUGUGAAGCCAUCUACAGUGAGAAAUGAUGAAGAGGAACAUAUUAUAUGUGAGCUAGAUGGAUUCUACCCAGAAGCCUUUAGCAUAAAAUGGGGGAAGUAUACCCUGAAGGAUUCCCAGUUCCAAGAAAUUACUGAGGGCCAUGUCACUGGUCCCACGUUGAAGAAUGAUGAUGGCACAUUCAAUGUUUCCAGCUACUUGACUCUGAAGCCAUCUCUGGAAGACCAUGGGACUACCUACCAGUGUGUGGUGCUGCACAGAUCCUUGCUUGUCCCCAAGAGGCUCAAUGUCACACUGUCUGAGGAAGGAGCCAAGGAUGUGCGCUAUGCCUUUUUGGCCUUUUUGGUUCUACUGUUUCCUGCAGCUUACGCUCUUUGGAGAUGUUUCAAAAGGAUGUCAAAAAUUUGUUUGAGGCAGGCGCCGGCAGACGGAGCUGGGAGGCGCAGGCAGGCAACGACGGCUGCGGCCGAGACUGGAGGGGACUGGAGGGGACUGGCGCGGUGGCAGAGGUCGCAGGCGGCAGGGACCAGCGCGCAACACUGAGAGCAGAUCGCCCCACUACAAUUAAAUCAAAGAGGAAAAAGAAAGGGAAGAAAAAGAAAUAGAAACUUCUUGAAAAAGAUGCGAAGUGGAGAAAGUUACCUACACCCUGGAGAAAACCAGUUAUCAACAGUGGAUUCUGACUAGCUUGUGUGCGUUCAUGUGAAGGCCAGAAGACAACCUGGGCUACACAGUGAGAUCCCAUCUCAAAAAUCUAAAUAUUAACAAAAACAACAAUUAAUAAUACACUAAAAUAA